Molecule: messenger RNA, 434 nt
Organism: Hermetia illucens (black soldier fly)
Lineage: Eukaryota; Metazoa; Arthropoda; Insecta; Diptera; Stratiomyidae
Product: putative peptidyl-tRNA hydrolase PTRHD1
Exons: 2
Coding region: 63-419 (118 amino acids)
Molecular function (GO): peptidyl-tRNA hydrolase activity
Source: RefSeq, a predicted model, not a curated record
AAAUGUCAAAGUGACGGUUGUGUUUGGGCUCUCGUCUCUCUGCUGCGUGGUCGCCGGUGAAAAUGUCGAAUUUAGUGCAGUACGUCAUAGUGCGGGGUGAUUUGAUGAAAAGUUUAAGUUGGCCACUGGGGGCUGUGAUCGCACAGUGCUGUCACGCGGCAACUGCGGUGUCUCAUUUAUACAAGGACGAUGAGGAUACGAAGGCCUACUUUGCAGACUUGGAUAGUAUGCAUAAAGUUGUACUAGAGGCUCCAACUGAAGCCGAUCUAACCAAAUUGAGUGAAACUUUGAAGGAAAAUAAUAUUUUACACAAGCUGUGGGUCGAACAGCCAGAAAACUUCCCAACUUGUAUUGCUAUAAAACCGUAUCCGAAAGAUGCUGUGCAUAAAUAUGUUAAAAAGUUUAAAUUAAUGAAAUAGAAUUUCAAGAAUUAU